Molecule: messenger RNA, 790 nt
Organism: Rhodotorula graminis WP1
Lineage: Eukaryota; Fungi; Basidiomycota; Microbotryomycetes; Sporidiobolales; Sporidiobolaceae
Exons: 1
Source: RefSeq, a predicted model, not a curated record
CGCCCAGUCGCAGUUCUACUACAACCGCAUUCCCGCCGCCGAGUCCUACACUCGCUCGUCGCGCUCCGACUCGCGCCAGGACCCUGCAGCAGCCGGCCGACCCGGAACCGGCGCCGACAUGCGCAGCAGCAUCAGCACUCUGCCGUCCCCUCGGCCGCCCUCGUCGUCGGCGGCGUACGAGUCGACUCGACCUGCAUCAUCGAGCCUCGCGCCAUCGCAGGGCACAGCGCGCCCUCGCAGCGCCGGCCCGCCGCCCGGCGGCUCGUACUCGGCGUGGGCGACAGCUCGCCCCGACUGCCACCUCGGCCACGGCGCGCCCGCCUCGUACGGCACGGCGAACGGCGUGGUCGCCGAGGCGGACGGGUCCAAGCCGCCGACGCCGACGACGACGCUGCCGCCCUUGUCGUCGCUCCUCAACCCGUCGAGCGGGCCUGCGCCGCCGCACUCGUUCGGCGAGGACGAGCGAGGGAUCGACGCGUUCGACGACGCCGACGAGCGGGCGCGCAAGAAGCAGCGACAGCAGCGUUGAGCCCGUCGCUCGGUCGCUCGUGGUCGUCGUCGUCGCCCUCGUCGACUUGCCUCCCACCUUCGUCCCUCCCGCACGUUCCUCCCUCCGCACCAACAUCGCCUCUCUCUUCGUUAUAGCUGUCCCUCUGUCUGUAGAUGUCGCAGUCCGACCUCCAACUCGUCGUCCUCCCCUCCUUUGUCGGCAGUGUCUCCUCCCCUCUCGUUCUCUCUCGCCACCCCGCCUCGUCGCAUCUCGCAACUCGCAAAGAUACCUCUCCCUUUC